UGUCCUGCACUCUGGGGAUGGGGUGGCAAUCUGGAUGAGUUUUCCUGUUGAGCUCCCUGUAGUCGAUACAUAAGCACAGAGUACCGUCUUUUUUUCUCACACAGACUACUGGGGAGGAAUAGGACAAAGUGGAUUUUUCCACCCACCCCUGCGCUCUCAGAUCCUGUAAGUAGUCUUUCAUCUCCUGGUACAAGGGCUUUGGGACAGACAGAUAUGUCCUCAACACUGGUUCAUUAUCUUUUAGUGAAAUGUUCAUUUGCAGAUUUUCCACACAGCCUAUGUCAUCAUCAGACCUAGAGAAUGACUGUGAUUCUUCUCUUAACAUCUGACUUAUAACUUGUCUUUGCUGUUCAUUCAGGUGUGUCAGGUCAACAAGGGGAUCCAAUUGCUUAUCAGUGGGUGUGUCUUUACUAGAACUCUUAGCCUGGACUUUGUGGACUGAGACAGUAGGUAGGCAGUCUGAUUUGAAUAUGUUGGCAGGAUAUACUGAUCUAACAGACUGCAUUGUUCCAAAAGCAGUCCUUCCUGACAAUGUGAUGUCAUGGCUGGUAGGAUUUUGCACACUGACAACAAUUUUUGGGGUCAUGUCUGCCUUCACUGACACAAGAGUGUCACAAAACUUGAGGCUACUGCGGGUUCUCAUGAGGCUCAAAAAUCAGAGUCUUAUCCUCCUUGAACGGUGGAGCCUGUAAAUGACAUUCAAUCUGGAUGGAGCUGCGUUUAGGCACACUGACUCUCACAUUCGCUGUUCUCACAUUGUGCUUACAUGGCUGCCCUGCACUCACUGCAUUAAUAAAGGCUUUGGCUCUAUUCUUCCUGAGGUGAGGGAAAGCUAUCCUCACUGUUUUCAAGAGCUUUUCUCUGUCCCUGUGCUUUGUCCGAUCCAGCACACUAUUCACCACUAGGUACUCAAUGACAUUAAAGCCAAUAAUGGGACAUGGUUGUUGAUUACCUUUUAGCACUAGCAUGGGUAUCAGUAACUCUUCAUCAUUGGCAGUAAGUUUAAAGCUUACCUCAAGCCAACCAAUAUAUGGCAUUUUUGUUCCAUUGGCUGCUUCAAUGUGCAAAGGGUCAAGUGGAUCAAUUAGUUCUGCUACAUCCCUUAGUUUUGCAUCAGGACUGGCAGGCAUGCGUGUGGAAUAAAAAUGUGCGAGGCCUUUUGUCCUGCUGGUUCCGAGGGACAGCUUUGCCCUCGCACAGGAGAAUAGGAGCUCGGGGAGAGCAGGUCUUUCUUCUCUCAGUAGAGGAGAGAAACAUGGCUGCUUAAAGAGGAGCAGAAGAAGCAGAAGAAGCAGAAGAAGAGAGGGAGGACCUCAGUCCCUUCAGCCUGGAAAUGCACUUGUUUUACCAGGGGACAAGUGGAGUCAGAGCCGUCUUUGGAAGCCAGUUUUUUUUUCUGAAAUGGAUUCAACCUGCAGCUCUUGAUGUUUACUGAGUGGAAAGGAUAGUGAGGAGAGAACGCAAGUGGAGUUAACACACAGUGUCCUGUAGGCUGGUAGAUAGACCAGUAAGACCAAUAAGACGUUCAGUUCAGGAUGGAAGAAGCAGCUGAGGACAGAGAUAAGAUGACCAGCCAGCAGGCUCUGUGUGUCCCUGAGCAGACGACCAGCAAACGUCCUGGCAUCUCUACUCUCAAAUUGUUUAUCGUAGCGCUGUCCUUCGCCUAUUUCUCCAAGGCCCUGACAGGGACCUACAUGAAGAGCUCCAUCACUCAGAUUGAGAGACGUUUUGACCUCUCCAGCACACACAUUGGACUCAUAGAUGGCAGUUUUGAGAUGGGCAACUUGUUAUUUCUAGCCGUGGUCAGCCAUUUUGGUGCAAAGCUGCAUCGGCCUAGACUCAUUGCUGUGGGCUGUUUCCUGAUGGCUGUAGGGGCAUUUCUCACCGGCCUGACACACUUCUUCAUGGGGCGCUACAAGUAUGACACAGUCAUCCAGGCUUUCCAGAAUGACACUGUGAACAUCGCUGCCUGUGUGGAAACACAAGAUGUGCCUGAAAUUCAGAUAGAGCCCUCUGUGGAAGACAGCAAAGUCUGCGUGAAAGAGUCUAGUUCCAACAUGUGGAUCUAUGUAUUCCUGGGGAACGCACUGCGGGGGAUUGGAGAAACCCCAGUCACACCUCUGGGCAUCUCCUACAUCGAUGACUUUGCUAAAGCUGAAAACUCCCCCUUCUACAUAGCUUGUCUCCAGACUAUUACUCUCCUGGGCCCCAUGUUUGGUUUCCUCCUGGGCUCCUACUGUGCCAAACUAUAUGUUGACAUUGGCUAUGUUGAUAUGGAGAGUGUGACCAUUACUCCUAAAGAUGCCCGCUGGGUGGGCGCCUGGUGGAUGGGCUUCUUUGUGUCCUCUGGCCUCCUGCUCAUCUCCAGCAUUCCCUUCUGGUUCCUCCCUCGCUCACUGCCCAAGCAGGAGGGAGAUAAAGACAAGCCAACUCCCGCCCGAGAAACCUUUGAUGAGACAGAGGAUGCCCUCAACAACAACCUCAAACUAACUGAAAUUGCAAAAGGGUUUCUUCCCUCGCUGAAGCGUCUGUUGGGAACUCCUGUCUACUUCCUGCUCCUUUGUGGCAGCAUCCUGAAGUUCAACUCCUUCAUCGGCCUGUUCACCUUCAAACCCAAAUACAUGGAGCAACAGUUUGGACAAUCUGCGUCCAGAGCCAACUUCCUCAUAGGUGUGCUGAACCUGCCAGCAGUGGCAGUGGGGAUCUUCCUGGGAGGGCUGCUGAUGAAGAGGUAUAAGCUGAGCGUGGUGUCAGGGGCUCAGCUCUCCUUUGCCACAUCCUUCCUGGCGUACCUCCUCUCAUUGUUGCAGUUUGGCACCAAGUGUGACAACAUUCCCGUGGCUGGGCUCACCAUCUCAUACAACGGGACGCACAGUGUAUCACACAACAGUGAAAUGCUCUUCUCAGAGUGUAACAGAGACUGCUCGUGUUCAGCAGAGGAGUGGGACCCCGUGUGCUCAGACAGCGGCAUCACCUAUAUCUCUCCGUGUUUUGCCGGCUGCCACAGCUCCAGUGGAUACGGCAAGAACACAGUUUUUCACAACUGCAGCUGUGUGUCUGCCUCCUACCCAGCAGGCAGCAGCACGUCAGUGAGGCUGGGCCAGUGCCCCCAUGCUAAGGACUGUAGCCGCAGUUUCACCUCCUACAUGGCUGUGUCUGUUCUCAGCUCCUUCAUCAACUCUCUGGGAGCCACUCCUGGCUACAUGGUCAUCAUACGAUGUAUCUCACCAGAGCUUAAAUCCCUUGCACUGGGUAUGCAGGCAUUGGUAACUAGGACUCUUGGUGGAAUUCCUGCACCAGUAUAUUUCGGAGCCCUGAUUGAUUCAACUUGCCUGAAAUGGUCGCUCAAGAAGUGUGGUGGCAGAGGGGCGUGUCGCAUUUAUGACUCUGAAAUGUACAGGAUCAUCUUCCUGGGUCUUAUCACUUGUCUCAGUGGUUCCUCCUAUUUCUUUAUCAUCGCCGUUAUAGUCCUCCUCAGACGUCAGUUCAGGAAGCCAGAGCAAGAAACAGAGACGCAGCGAUCAAAAGCUUCAAAGGAAAUUGAACUUCAGACCCCAUCAAAGCCUGCCGAGGACCGACCCAGUGCUCCUAAAACUCCCAAGCUCCCUCUUGCCCCCAGAGUUUGGGUAAGGAUUGCAACAGAACUGGAGGAGGGAGAGGAGGUUCACAGUACAGAGCAGCUCUCUCCCUCCACUCAUAACACAGUGGAGACCACUGUUGAGCUCACUCCUCCUAGUUGUGGAGCUAAGACAGAGAUGGACGGGCUGAUGUCAGAGGAGGAGGUGAAAGAUGGGAAAGACAAAGUCUGCGAGGAGAUCAAUGCACAGGUGAAAGAAGAGGAGCUGGACCAUCACAUAGGGGACAAGAAUGAGUCAGAGAAAGAAGCAGCACAAAUCAUAGAAACUGACAACCCACAAAAAUAAGUCAUUAACAGUGUAUUUUCAACUACAGGGUCAAACAAGGCCAACUGGGACCAGUUAGGCCAAAAUUCACAAUCACUUAGAUUGUCAAGAUGGAUUGCUUAUUCCUCUGGGCUAACCUCAUCUAUGCUAACAGUAUUGUUUCCUCUUUUACUGUAUUACAGGAUAGAGCUGUUACGUUACACUUAGUCCUGAAGAGGAAGGGGACUACCAGUGGUCCUAUUUCCACUUCUGCAUAAAUUAAAAUGUAGAAACAUUUCACAAUAAUGGGCAUUAAAAUGGGGUAGUGCUGGAUGUGCACAGUGACCAACAAUUUAAUGUGCGGAGACUGUGUAGCAACAAGUUUUUAUAUCAUGUGUGCAAAUCAUUAAAGAGCAGCCCAGCAAGACCCAGAUUGAACGCAUGAUAUAUAGCAAACUCCUUGGCUAAAACACUGUACAUGUUUUUGUUUUUACAACAUUAAAUGAUACCUUGAAUGAGUGA
This is a messenger RNA of Thunnus maccoyii (southern bluefin tuna), 4403 nucleotides long. Its product is annotated as solute carrier organic anion transporter family member 1C1-like. Gene Ontology annotation, molecular function: protein binding. The transcript has 17 exons. The record is from RefSeq and is a predicted model, not a curated record. Gene Ontology annotation, cellular component: membrane. NCBI's taxonomy places the organism in Eukaryota, Metazoa, Chordata, Actinopteri, Scombriformes, Scombridae. Bases 1536 to 3923 code for a protein of 795 amino acids. Gene Ontology annotation, biological process: sodium-independent organic anion transport; transmembrane transport.